AUGGUGAACGGGACUGCGGCGGUGCUAGAGCCCACGUUCACAGGCUAUGUGGCUACGACACAGGAUGCGCUGAUUCUAUUCGAGGCCUGUCUGACCGGCGUGUUGCAUCAUGUUCCUCGUCGACCACACGACCGCGAGCGGAGUCAUCUGGUGCGCAGUGGGAGCGUCUUUAUCUACGAGGAGAACUCAUCGGGGAUCAAACGAUGGACCGACGGAGUGACUUGGAGCCCCAGUCGCAUCUUGGGCAAUUUCUUGGUCUAUCGGGAGUUGGACAAACCAUUCCCGCCCGGUGAGAAGAAGCGCGCCAUGAAGAAGGCCAAUCGACGGCCGGUGCCGCCCACUCGACCUGGAGAGCCAUAUCCGCGACAUGACAGCAACGGUCAGAGUUAUUCUCCGACAUCGCCUCCAGCGGCCUUUGGGGAACGAACACAUCAGUCAGAGGUGGAACGGGCUUUGGUGGGGUCGCUGGUCGAUUCGUACGGCUUCAAGGACUCGGGGUUAGUCAAAAAGACGAUGAGCGUGACCGUGAUGGGGAUCACCCACCACCUGGUCUCCUAUUAUAGCGUGGACGAUGUGAUGCGCGGGGCACUGAACCCUCCUUCCAUGGUCGAGUCGCUGCGCUACAUUCGACCGCGCAUCGACCUGACUCAGAAACAGAGCUUCCGCGCCCCCAUCGACGACUUGGAGUCAAAUGCGUUGGAGAGUGCUCCUCAUGAUCCGUCCCACGCAGCUCUCUACGGAUACCGCCCCCAGAUGAUGGCACCCCCUGCCUAUGGAAUGCCGAAUCCAUCGGCUGAUUUCUACAUGCACGCCAACCACUAUGCUGCCACUCACGCUCCGCAACCAGGCCCCAUUACAGGAUACUCCAUGGGCGGCAACAUGCCCGGCCAACCGGCCCCGAACCCAUAUCUUCCAUCGCCCGCCGUGGCAGCCACGAUGGCCCCGAAGCAAGACGACUACCAUGCCUUCCGUGCUGGUCCAUAUGGAGGAAGCAUGGAUUCCAUGAGUGCGCACAGUGCUCUGUCCUCAUCCAUCCCCGGGGGAAUGAACAGUAUGCCCGGAUCUCUCAGCGAGCGCAACCGUUCAACCUCGGACCACAGCCCUUCUGCAUACCGCAACUCCUCCAUCUCUUCUCGUAGUGUCGCCACCGAUGCUACAUCUCCUAUGGACCCCUCGACCCCGGGCACGUACUCACGCGGCAGCUUCGGCUUACCUAGCCAUAUGGAAAACACUCAUCUCGAUUCUCGCGGCAUCGGUCCACUCGACCCGAAUGUACCACGCCGCGAAUCCAACCCCGUUCACCCCUCCUAUUACGCCCCUCCCGAUCGCUCGCAAUACUACGUUGGUGCGGCAGCCCCUGUCAACCACGCCCACUAUGCGGCCUGGACAACCACCGCUCCGGCCCAGCCCCAGAUCUAA
Molecule: messenger RNA, 1419 nt
Organism: Penicillium longicatenatum
Lineage: Eukaryota; Fungi; Ascomycota; Eurotiomycetes; Eurotiales; Aspergillaceae
Product: camp independent regulatory protein
Exons: 1
Coding region: 1-1419 (472 amino acids)
Molecular function (GO): DNA binding
Source: RefSeq, a predicted model, not a curated record